AUGCAAUGUGUUAAAAACAUCUCAGCUUCAAGUCAUAACUUAUCAUCAUCAUCAUCAUCAUCAUCAUCAUCAUCAUCAUCAUCAUCAUCAUCAUCAUCAUCAUCAUCAUCAUCAUCAUCAUCAUCAUCAUCAUCAUCAUCAUCAUCAUCAUCAUCAUCAUCAUCAUCAUCAUCAUCAUCAUCAUCAUCAUCAUCAUCAUCAUCAUCAUCAUCAUCAUCAUCAUCAUCAUCAUCAUCAUCAUCAUCAUCAUCAUCAUCAUCAUCAUCAUCAUCAUCAUCAUCAUCAUCAUCAUCAUCAUCAUCAUCAUCAUCAUCAUCAUCAUCAUCAUCAUCAUCAUCAUCAUCAUCAUCAUCAUCAUCAUCAUCAUCAUCAUCAUCAUCAUCAUCAUCAUCAUCAUCAUCAUCAUCAUCAUCAUCAUCAUCAUCAUCAUCAUCAUCAUCAUCAUCAUCAUCAUCAUCAUCAUCAUCAUCAUCAUCAUCAUCAUCAUCAUCAUCAUCAUCAUCAUCAUCAUCAUCAUCAUCAUCAUCAUCAUCAUCAUCAUCAUCAUCAUCAUCAUCAUCAUCAUCAUCAUCAUCAUCAUCAUCAUCAUCAUCAUCUUAUUGCAAUAGGUAUUUUUGUACCACUAAUAAUAUGACACGAUACACGAGGAAUUUAAUUUAA
Molecule: messenger RNA, 660 nt
Organism: Schistosoma rodhaini
Lineage: Eukaryota; Metazoa; Platyhelminthes; Trematoda; Strigeidida; Schistosomatidae
Source: the annotation of a GenBank genome assembly